AUGUUGGCUGUUUUCAAGAAUGGAUUGGUGAGUCCACCAAAGGAACUAAACAGCCCUAACCCAAAUCAAUCAAACAAUCAAUCUCCAAUUGAAGCCUUCUUGUCUUCUAAUCAAUACAAUGCUUCAUCCAUUUCUUUGGGAAAUGAUGCUUCUUUGGCCUUUACACAUUCUUCCCAGUCCAUUUUGUCCACACAAAGGUUGUUUAGUACCGUGGAUGACAUCUAUUGCAUAUUCUUGGGAAAUUUGAACAAUUUGUACGCACUUAACAAGCAAUACGGGCUAGCCAAGGGAACAAAUGAGUCCAUGUUUGUGAUUCAAGCCUACAAGACCCUUAGAGACCGUGGCCCAUACCCGGCUCAUUCAGUCCUUAAGGACCUUGAGGGCAGUUUUGGUUUUGUGGUCUUUGACUUUAAGGCUAAAACUGUGUUUAUUUCACUUGGUAACGAUGGAAGAGUGAUGCUUUUUUGGGGGAUAGCUGCUGAUGGGUCUGUUGUAAUUUCUGAUAAUUUGGAAGUCAUAAAAUCUAGCUGCUCAAAGUCUUUUGCCCCCUUCCCAACUGGUUGCUUGUACCAUACAGGAGGUGAGUUGAUGAGUUUUGAGCAUCCAAAGAACAAAUUGAAAGCAAUCUCAAGGGUUGAUAGUGAGGGUGCAAUGUGUGGAGCCACCUUCAAAGUUGAUCUCUUUGCAAAGACCAAAAGCAUGCCAAGGGUUGGAAGUCAUGCUAAUUGGGCUUGGAGCCAAGAGGCUUGA
Messenger RNA from Erigeron canadensis, 750 nucleotides. Its product is annotated as stem-specific protein TSJT1-like. The coding region runs from base 1 to 750 and encodes 249 amino acids. NCBI's taxonomy places the organism in Eukaryota, Viridiplantae, Streptophyta, Magnoliopsida, Asterales, Asteraceae. The record is from RefSeq and is a predicted model, not a curated record. The transcript is spliced from 4 exons.